AUGGAACCAGCAGCUGAACAGUCGCUCAACGACUCUACUUGUUUUCCCCCGGAGCCGCCCCGUAAGGCGGCUAAAUUAGAUGAUGCAUUUGCGUUUUGCGAGUCUUUGGCAAGUCACUUUUUACAAUCUUCAGACUUCAGUGCAAACAACAUAGCGGCCAUCUUGGACGCUUUUCCUUCCGAGGACCAUACUCGGACCUGGCUGGAAUCCGAUGGCGACUCUAAGGCCAUCACUGUCGGUGCAUGCAACCGAGGAGGAGUCACCGCUAUUCGCCGCAACACGCGACGCAUGCCAGCAGUGGCAAAGUAUUUGGCCGCGUGUCUCAGACUCGUCGCACCCCAAUGCGAGUUCACGUCUGUGUCUGUGCAUCGGAACUUGCAAGCUCCAAUGCAUCAAGAUUCCUUCAAUAGCAGCGUGCCUAAUGUAGUUGUGCCAUUGUCCUUCUUCUCAGGCGGACACAUCUUCGUCGUGCAUCCUGAGGGUCCAGAUCAAACCUUCUACGAAGAUGCAUCAUGGACAGGCUUCAAACUUGAUUGCGCUACUCAUGCUUGGGCUUUUGAUGCUAAGCAUUGCAAACACUUCACCUUGCCGUGGCAGGGCUCCAGAUCUCUUCUGGUUGCGUUUACCGUGGGCCAUCUCUCCGGUUUAGCUUCUGAUGAUAGGGAAUUCUUGACCUCCCUAGGGUUUAAGAUCCCCAGCCGUGAUGUCCAGCAGGGCCCCACCAUGAAGCCGUACCCUUUGCAAGGCUACGAUUUGCGGUGUCCUCAGGUAUCCACUGAUUCGGCGCCGUUGACUCAACCGAGUCCGGCCUUCCCCUCCGCUGAAUUGCCUGCGGACGGGCCUCUAGUGAUCGAGCUGUGCGCCGGGUCUGCCAUCCUCAGUCAGACAGCCGCCAGCCGCGGCUUUGCAAUCAUGCCAGUGGAUCAUGCUCACAACCGCCACACACCUAAGUGCAAGAUGGUCAAUCUGGACUUGACCCAGAGCCAUUCCUGGGAGGUCCUCAAGUUUGUCAUCAAAUCCCGUCGUGUUGCCAUGGUGUUUGCGGCUCCGCCUUGCGGCACUUGCAGUGCUGCUCGUCACUUUCGCCCGGGCCCCCCAGUGCUCCGCACCACUUCACAUCCGUGGGGUGUCCCGUGGGCCUCCACCAGAGAUUGGGUCAAGCUCAAAGCUGCCAAUGCCAUAUACAAGCAACUAUGCGCUUUUCUUGAAUUGUGCGAUCAGCACUCUGUGCCUUGGUGCGUCGAAAAUCCCACUAACAGCACCCUCUGGGAGUUGCCAUGUCUUGCGUACCCUUUGGCCCAUGGUUUCUUCGCGCAUUGCCAGGCUUGCGCUUUCGGCAGCGAACGAGAUAAGAAAACAUCUUUCUUGUGCAGCAGCUCGGGCAUCUCUCGCAUGGCUCUGAUGUGCCCAGGCUGUAAACAACAUGCAACGUGGGGCCUUACUUCUGAUGACACCUUCGCCACAGCGGAGGAAGCAGCCUAUCCUCCGGCCAUGUGCCAGGCCUUGUGUGAUGUCUUUGAGUCGGAGGCUGCCAGGCUCAACUACGUGUUGGGCUCGGCUCAGCCACUUUUGGCCCGAGCCCAUAAGCAACCGCGAGGACGCCUACACCCACAGCUCUUGUCAGAGCACGCUGCAGUUCUAUCCCGCCUCCUGCCCCGGGCCCCGCCUCUUAAUCACAAGCGAUGUCUUACGCAGGAUGUGCACGGUGUCCCCGCAGGGAGCAAGCUCUUGCGUUCCGAAAAUAGGGGGAAUAAGGGUCUCUUCUGUGUUUUCGGGGUCUUUAGGAGCCCAGAGUCUUUCGUCAGAGAGGCCAAGCUGCUAUAUCAUCCUUUUGACUCUCUUGCGCAGUUGCCGGACUACUUGAUCAAAUCCCUGUUUGAGCAGCUGACAAAAUCCCCUGCAGAGAUCUGCAAGUUGAGACUUCUUCGUCUGCAAAAGUGGAGGGCCAGAGCGACUGAGCUGGCGCCAGUCGAGCACGCUCACCGUGCCAAGAUGCAACCGUCCGUGAAGGAGAUCCUCGCCAACAAGCGGACGGCGCUACUGGAGGAGAUGGCGGCCGAAAUAGACUGGCCCGACAAGGGUCUCUUCUCUGAGAUGCGCCAAGGCUUUCGCUUGGUUGGGUGCCUGAGCCCUUCUGGUGUGUUCAGGGAAGGACCGUACCUCGCCUCCAUCAGCGAAUCCGAGUUGAUGGAAAAUGCAGACAGCAUCAGAGCUUCUCUCCUGGCACGUGUGUCAUCCGAUCCUCUUGACGAGAACGCCGAGGAGCUGUACGAUGUAACUCUUCAGGAGGCUACCCAGAAAAAGUGGUUGGACGGGCCGUUGACCCCAGGAGACAUUGGAAAGAGAUUCGAGGCGUGGAUCCCGGUGCGCCGCUUCUGUGUUGUGCAAAAAGGACGCUUGAGACCGAUUGACGACUUCAAGGAGAAUCUUGUAAACCAAGCCUGCUCUACGAGCGAGCGAAUCGUGCUUCAGGCGAUGGACCAUCUUUUAUGGUCUCUUUCCGUGUUGUGCCACUUCUACCGGAAGCGAGGAGCAGUCGACUUUACCUUAUCCUCCGGAGAGAGACUGACAGGUCUCGUCCAUCCUGAUUGGCAGAAGCCGGGGGCGAGCAUGCAAGUCGCCACCUUGGACUUGAAAUCAGCAUACAAACAACUACCGUUGAACCCUUGCGACUUCGACAAAAGUGUGGUGACCUUGAAGGAUCCCGAGACAGGAUCCAUCUCGUGCUUUGUCAUGCGCACGCUUCCAUUCGGAGCGUUGGCCUCGGUGUACCACUUUCUGCGGGUCAGUUUGCUGUUGCAUGCCCUAGGGUGCCACUUGGGAGCGUGCUGGUCAGCAUACUUCGACGACUUCCCUAUGGCGACUCACUCGCUGGUGGCCACGUCAACUUCGGCUUUAGUUAAGGGUUUCCUUAAGCUAGCGGGGUUUGACUUUGCAGAGGAGAAAUGCACCCCCUUCUCUUCGGAUGUCGAAGUCUUGGGAGUUACUCUGGAUGUGUCCCAGAGCUCGGAGGGCCUAAUCAACAUCAGGAACAAGCCGUCGCGGUGUGAGGAGCUUAAUGCAGUGAUCGAGGAAGUGCUCAGGGACAAGGCCUUAGUCCCUUGCCGACUGCCGUCCUUCAUUGGCAAGCUCCAGAUUCCGGUCUCCCUUGAUGCCAGCGGGAUCGAAGCGCUUAAGAUUCUUCAGCAAAGAUUGACGCAUGGAAAGCCUCGUGUCAUCCGUGCUGGGUGGAAAGAAAAGCCGAUUCUGCUGUUCACAGACGGAGCACUGGAGGAUGAUAACCUUGAUCACGGACCGGCUACUGUGGGGGCGGUCAUGUUUAAACCGAAUGAGCCCAACGCUUACGCUUUCGGAUGCGAGGUGCCGGCAAACGUACUGUCUCAUUGGAGAUCCGAUGGCAAGAAACAUGUCAUAGGUCUUGUGGAGCUUUACGGCGCCAUUCUGGCUCUUCGGCAUUGGCGCAAACACUUGGACGGCAGCCGAGUGAUAUUGUUUGUCGACAAUUGGCCAGCACUUGAUACUCUUGUCAAAGGAGAUGCAUCCGUCGCGAUUUGGCGGGAAAUUCUUAUGAUCCUUGAAAACCCGCAGGAAGCUUCACCGUGCUAUUUAUGGAUAGCACGUGUGCCAUCCGCGUCCAACAUUGCAGACGCCCCGAGCCGUGGAUCGCUUUCCGAGCUUAGCCACUGGUCUGUACGCGUGGAGGUGCCCAGGUGUCCGCUGUCGAAAGUUGCUCUGAAGUCGAUUGUGUCUCAAGGCUAA
This is a messenger RNA of Symbiodinium sp. CCMP2592, 3759 nucleotides long. The record is from the annotation of a GenBank genome assembly. NCBI's taxonomy places the organism in Eukaryota, Dinophyceae, Suessiales, Symbiodiniaceae.